Uncinocarpus reesii 1704 is the source of this 534-nucleotide messenger RNA. RefSeq lists its product as uncharacterized. The record is from RefSeq and is a predicted model, not a curated record. Gene Ontology annotation, cellular component: mitochondrion. NCBI's taxonomy places the organism in Eukaryota, Fungi, Ascomycota, Eurotiomycetes, Onygenales, Onygenaceae. Bases 1 to 534 code for a protein of 177 amino acids. Gene Ontology annotation, molecular function: nucleic acid binding. The transcript has 2 exons.
AUGAGGCCAUCACGACAACUCCAGCCUAUUUACUCUCGAUUGUCUCAUUAUAUUCGACGGGCACCGUGCACCCCAAUCUUACGCUGGAUUUCAUCUAACAAGCCCUCUUCUCUCCCGACUCCUCCGCCUGCACCAACCUCCCAGCACAAUGACCUCCCAUCGUUCCUCGCGUACGCGACGCGAACCUCUCUCUCCCCCAGCAGUACAACCUACGUAGGCACCCACUACGAAUACACCGUCCUACACGCCCUCCGAUCCCACUCCCUCAACCUCACUCGCAUCGGUGGCCGCGCCGACUCCGGAAUCGACCUCGUCGGUACAUGGCAUCUACCGUCCCACGCACACCCACUCCGCGUCAUCGUACAAUGCAAAGCAUUCCGCAAUAAGCUCGGUCCCAAUCUAAUCCGGGAGCUGGAAGGGACGUUUGCGGGUGCGCCUUCCGCGGGAGGCGACCAAGGGAGUGAGAGAUGCGUUGGCGAAAAGCAAGUUUCCGCUGAUGUGGAUCCUAGCGGACGCGGAAGAUGGUGUGAUUAG